UUCCUACCAAAUACUCUCCUCUGAUUCUCUCGAAUUAUACCGUACGAACAUCGUUUUACAUCAGACACAUAAUAUCGUUGAGAAAAAACCCUAAAACGACAAAGAUGGACACAUAUUGUUCAGACUGUAAACGCAGCACAGAGGUUGUGUUCGAUCAUUCAGCCGGAGACACCGUCUGUUUCGAGUGCGGCCUCGUUCUCGAAUCCCACUCCAUCGACGAAACUUCCGAGUGGCGUACUUUCGCUAACGAAUCCGGAGAUAACGAUCCUGUCCGUGUCGGUGGCCCUACUAAUGUUCUCCUUAAUGACGGCGGUUUAUCCACCGUUAUUUCUAAACCUAACGGCGUUACCAGCGAUUUUUUGUCUUCUUCCCUUGGUCGCUGGCAGAACCGUGGAUCUAAUCCUGACCGUUCCUUGAUUUUGGCUUUUAAAACUAUCGCUACUAUGUCUGAUAGGUUGGGUCUUGUUGCGACAAUCAAGGAUCGUGCUAAUGAGAUAUUCAAGAAGGUAGAGGAUCAAAAGUCAAGUCGAGGAAGAAAUCAGGAUGCGAUAUUGGCGGCUUGUCUUUACAUUGCCUGUCGUCAGGAAGACAAGCCACGCACUGUAAAGGAAAUCUGUUCUGUUGCCAAUGGAGCUACUAAAAAGGAAAUUGGCCGGGCAAAAGAAUACAUUGUGAAGCAACUUGAGCUUGAAAUGGGUCAAUCAGUCGAAAUGGGGACUAUACACGCUGGUGAUUUCAUGAGGCGCUUUUGUUCCAAUCUUGGUAUGACUAACCAGACUGUCAAAGCGGCUCAGGAAUCUGUCAAGAAGUCAGAAGAGUUUGAUAUAAGGAGAAGCCCAAUCUCAAUUGCUGCAGCUGUUAUUUACAUAGUAACUCAACUUUCUGAUGAUAAGAAACCUCUCAAAGAUGUAUCUCUAGCAACAGGCGUUGCAGAAGGGACUAUAAGGAACUCAUUCAAGGAUCUGUAUCCUCAUUUGUCAAAAAUAAUACCAGCUUGGUAUGCUCAAGAAGAGGAUCUUAAGAACCUCUCUAGCCCAUAAAUAGCUCAAGUUUCUUCAAGAUAGAAACGAGGUGUUUUGGUAUAAAUACAGUGAGAAGAAAACAUAAUACAAUUGACAUGGUGCAAGAAUUAUUUUUUAAUCAUCAAUCAAAUGUUCAUUGACCCCAGCCUAUUAGGUAGGGUCUGAAUUAGCUCGGGGAAUCGUUACUUGUUGAACUCUACUCUCUCUGUCUAAUUAAGAACUUUCGAAGUGGUUCCUUGAAUCUGGUGAGACUGCUUAGCUCAUACUGAUUGGGGCGUGGGGAUCACAUUUUGGGUUUCAUUGUAACCAGGAUGACACUAUGUAUUCGUGUCCUUUUUUAAGUUGAUGAUAUUAAUUUGAGAAGGGAA
This is a messenger RNA of Erigeron canadensis, 1390 nucleotides long. Its product is annotated as transcription initiation factor IIB-2-like. The coding region runs from base 105 to 1040 and encodes 311 amino acids. The record is from RefSeq and is a predicted model, not a curated record. NCBI's taxonomy places the organism in Eukaryota, Viridiplantae, Streptophyta, Magnoliopsida, Asterales, Asteraceae. Gene Ontology annotation, biological process: DNA-templated transcription initiation; transcription preinitiation complex assembly. The transcript is spliced from 7 exons. Gene Ontology annotation, molecular function: TBP-class protein binding. Gene Ontology annotation, cellular component: nucleus; transcription preinitiation complex.